Messenger RNA from Suillus bovinus, 860 nucleotides. RefSeq lists its product as uncharacterized. Bases 128 to 607 code for a protein of 159 amino acids. The record is from RefSeq and is a predicted model, not a curated record. The transcript is spliced from 6 exons. Gene Ontology annotation, molecular function: protein binding. Lineage: Eukaryota; Fungi; Basidiomycota; Agaricomycetes; Boletales; Suillaceae.
CUGAAGACGAAGACAAACGCAAAACAAUCAGUGCGUUAGAGGUCACUCCCGAUGCACUUGUCCUCAGAUCUUCAUCACAGAUAGACUGCUCCUCGUCAAUGCCUUAACAGAGGGGGCUUUAGAAGAGAUGAUGGAAAAUCCUGAAUAUUUCGACGAGAACACCGAUGAGUUCCUUGGAGACUUCAACUGCACAGACGCAUUGGGAAAUACUGCUCUUCACCUCGCUGUACGUCAAGGGCAUCCGGCUGAUGUAGUGGCUCUCUGUGGUGGGGCUGUCGACCUUGAUCUCCGCAACAAGAAUGGCGAUACACCCCUUUAUAUCGCUUUGAAGGAGAUCAACGAUGAUGAGGCACGUUUUGAAAUUGUUACAGAACUACUAAGUUGCGGCGCAGAAAGCAAACAGGCGAUGCCAGGCGGGCUCACACCCCUGGAGUAUGCAAAGAGCCGAUUUCCUUCGGAAAAGGAUUUACAUCAGGUCAUCGCGAAUCCCCCAUGUGAUGAUGAGGAUGAAAUACAGCCAGAACAAAUGAGGAAGCAAAUGUACGACAGGCGUGAUUUUGUAGACUAUGAAGAUGGAGACGAGGGAUCGAGCCCGGAGAGCGAAUAAAUUAUAUACUAGUAUCAUGUGCACUGCUUGAAUAUUAUAGACCAAUGGGACCCUUCAGUUAGUUCAUAUGUGCUGUGCCUUUGAUCUCAUUCCAAUCUUGCCUUGGGACAUGAUGUUUACCAGCACCCACCGACUUGGACGACGACAGAUUCUAUCCAAUCGUAACUCUACACUGUGCAAUAUGCAAUUUGAACAUUAUCCAAUUAUCUGGUCAGCGCUUGAGCCUGGAGCUCGAGGCAGCAAGGACGUACGC